AUGCCCAGACCUACAACUAUUUUUGUUGUUCUCUUAUUGCUCCUAGUUGAUAACUCCGGUGCACAACUGGGGCAACUAUUCCAACCUUAUGUGAUUGGUCCUCAACAAAGAAAUGCUACUCGUCUGGUUCUCACUGAAGAGCUGUGCUCUCAAGAUGAAUGUAUUAUUCAAAAACAUUGGUCUCAAGAAGACAUUUGUGGUUAUGUGAAAUGUAAUAAAGAUGCAUGUGAAGGUGGUGGAUAUCUUCAAUGGUCUCAAUACAUCAAGUGUGAAUAUAGAACUGCAGUCAGGGUUAUCUUGCUGAUUGUCAGUAUAAUCUACUUGUUCUUUUUGUUUAUUGUGAUGACUGUGGUGGCUGAUGACUACUUUUCUCCAUCUAUUGCUGGAAUUGUACGGCAUUUGAAGAUCAGUGAAUCUAUUGCUGGUGUAACAUUCCUUGCAUUCGGAAACGGUGCACCUGACGUGUUUGGAAGUAUUGCUUCAGUCAUCACAACGCCAAAACCCAAAGCUGAUUUAGCUAUUGGAGAUAUACUGGGUGGUGGAAUCUUCGUCACUACCGUAGUUCUGUCAGCCAUUAUUAUCACUAAAUCGUUCAGGAUUGCGGUGCUUGCUACCGUCCGUGAUAUCGUCUUCUUCAUAAUUGCUGAUAUUUUCAUUGCUAUCUGGUUUCUGAAUUUUAAUCAUGUCGAGAUUUGGAUGCCACUCACUUUCCUUGGUCUUUAUGCAGCCUAUGUGAUUUGUGUCAUUCUGAUGAGAUUGAAUUCUCAAAGACGGAAAAAAGCGCGACACGCAAAGGCUGAGAAUCAAAGAAAAGAAAGUACAGUGAAUCAUCACUCUCAUAAAAUCUCCACCGUAAUUGGAUUUGUUAUGGAUUAUGCUCAUGUUAUAAACUUUUUCGCUAAUAAGAAAAUUUCCUCUAUGACGAACAACAUGAAAAACUUCCUGGAUGUCAAAGAGGAUUCUCUGGAAGAUGGACUCGUGGACGAGCAAAGUGACGAUGAAGGAGAAGAAGCAGAGUUCCAUAUUGCUCAUCGUCACGUCUACAAAUCUUACGAUGAAGCUAGUCUCGCAUUUACUGAUGUCGAGGAGAUUCAACCAAAAACAUGGAAAUCCUGGGAAUGGGUCAGAGAUGUCGCAAAUCAUUUGAGACCAUGGCCUGGAAAGGAUGAGUUCUUCGAGAUGAGCUACUUCUCAAGAGUCAUUUCAAUUGUGGCCAUCGUUCCCAACUUCUUCUUCAAACUGACAAUUCCUUCGAAUGAGAUGCCCUGGUCUAAACCAAUUCUUAUGAUUUAUUGUUUCUGUUCAGUCCAACUUGCUCUUUUCGCUGUUCAAAUUUCUGCCAAGUCACCGUUUCAUGGUAGUCCGGGGCUUUGGAUUUACGGAUUACUCGUUUCUGCCGUAUUGAGCGUCCUCGCUCUUAUCUUCACCCCUUUAGAUAGAGAACAAAAAUAUUAUAGGGAAGUCUAUUCGUACCUUGGUUUCCUCAUGUCGAUCGCUUGGAUCUAUACAACAUCUUCUGAGAUUAUAAACGUCAUCACAAUGAUCGGAGUGGCGACUGGAGUGUCACAAGAAAUUCUCGGAUUGACUAUCAUGGCAUGGAGUAAUUGUAUCGGAGACGUCGUUUCUGAUGUGGCUGUUGUGAAACAAGGAUUUCCAAAAAUGGCAAUGGCUGCAGCUAUUGGAGGGCCACUUUUCAAUCUUCUCAUCGGAUUUGGCCUCCCAUUCACCAUUGCCUGCCUUCAAGGAAAACAGAUCGAGCUACAGAUCACUCCAGUCUAUAGACUUCUCAUGCUGUUCCUAGCUAUUUCUCUGUUCACUUCUCUUAUUGCAAUCUUCGUUCAAAAAUUCAAGGUUCGAUGGCCGCAUGCAGUUGCACUCAUCGUAGUUUUUGUAUCUUUUCUCAUAUUCAUCCUCCUUUCGGAGACUCAUGUUUUGGAAUGGAAGUGA
Caenorhabditis remanei is the source of this 1947-nucleotide messenger RNA. RefSeq lists its product as uncharacterized. The coding region runs from base 1 to 1947 and encodes 648 amino acids. Gene Ontology annotation, biological process: transmembrane transport; monoatomic cation transport; intracellular calcium ion homeostasis. Gene Ontology annotation, molecular function: calcium:sodium antiporter activity. Gene Ontology annotation, cellular component: membrane. The transcript has 10 exons. Lineage: Eukaryota; Metazoa; Nematoda; Chromadorea; Rhabditida; Rhabditidae. The record is from RefSeq and is a predicted model, not a curated record.